UCGUAUUGUAUAAUUUUCUCGUUACGACAACUUCCUCACGCUCUCGCACAUCAUAAAACCCACCUAAAUGCCUGAAAACCAACACUCCCCUCCCACUUCUUGACGUCCCAAGAUCCCCGGAUGUCAUUCGCUCCGCACACAACCUCCGCCGCCGGCUACGGCGGCGCCAGGAGCCUUGCGCCUACCAUGAGCUCCAUUUUUACCACCACCCAAUACUGGUUCGUGAACCACCCCUACAUCAUCAACUUCUCCUGGAAACAGGACCGCACCUUUGGCUCCUCCCAUCUCUUUCUGGCCCUCACCGUCCUCUCCUACCUCGCCGUCACUUCGCUCCUCUACUACGCCCAGCUCUCAGUCAAGCCGCAGCUCCUCAGAGCCGUCACAGCCGUCCACAACCUCGUCCUCUUCACCCUGUCCCUCGCCAUGACCGUCGGAUGCGUCCUCUCCAGCAUCUCCCACGCCCCUAGCCUCCACUGGAUCAUCUGCUUCCCCAAGAACACGCCUCCCUCCGGCCCCGUCUUCUUCUGGGCCUACGUCUUCUAUUUAUCCAAGAUCCUCGAGUUCGUGGACACCUUCUUGAUCAUACUCAGCGGGUCCAUCAGGCGGCUCUCGUUCCUCCACGUUUACCACCACGCGACGGUGGUGAUCAUGUGCUACGUGUGGUUGAACACCUCGCAGUCUUUCUUUCCAGUGGCUCUGACCAUCAACACGUCGGUGCACGUGUUGAUGUACAGCUACUAUUUCCUGUGCUCGGUGGGGGUGCGUCCAAAGUGGAAGAAGUUGGUGACCCACUGUCAGAUUGGGCAGUUCUGGUUCAGUUUCUUGGCUUUCGGUUUGGUGUUGUAUUGCCAUUUCACUGGGCUAGGCUGCUCUGGGAUCUUGGGUUGUGGCUUCAACAUGUUGUUCUGCGCUUCCCUUUUGGUUCUCUUCAUUGACUUCUACUCCAGGAACUACGUCAAAUUGAAGCCAAAAGGUGCUUAAUCAGGACAGAAGAACGUGGGGGAAUACAUGCAGAAUUUGAUUAAGGACUUUUCAAUUCUUUGCUUUCGUGUGUUUUUCGCUCUCUUUAUUGGGCUUCUCACUCUUGGUUCUGAACAUUUCCUAGAGUCGGAUGGCCAGCAAAUGCAACCAAAGCAAUAUAAUUUCCUGUUCUAGUGAUUUGCACAAGUGGUUUGAAUUUCUCC
Messenger RNA from Rhodamnia argentea, 1184 nucleotides. RefSeq names its product elongation of fatty acids protein 3-like. Gene Ontology annotation, cellular component: endoplasmic reticulum membrane. The transcript has a single exon. Bases 121 to 981 code for a protein of 286 amino acids. Gene Ontology annotation, molecular function: fatty acid elongase activity. Gene Ontology annotation, biological process: sphingolipid biosynthetic process; very long-chain fatty acid biosynthetic process; fatty acid elongation, polyunsaturated fatty acid. Lineage: Eukaryota; Viridiplantae; Streptophyta; Magnoliopsida; Myrtales; Myrtaceae. The record is from RefSeq and is a predicted model, not a curated record.